Molecule: messenger RNA, 1988 nt
Organism: Ipomoea nil (Japanese morning glory)
Lineage: Eukaryota; Viridiplantae; Streptophyta; Magnoliopsida; Solanales; Convolvulaceae
Product: cytochrome P450 CYP749A22-like
Exons: 5
Coding region: 15-1577 (520 amino acids)
Molecular function (GO): heme binding; monooxygenase activity; oxidoreductase activity, acting on paired donors, with incorporation or reduction of molecular oxygen
Source: RefSeq, a predicted model, not a curated record
UUAAGCAAUUAAGCAUGAUGAGUGGUGCUUUGCAUUCCAUAAUCACAGCUUUCUUCCUAACUUUUUCUGUGUCCAUUUAUCUUCUUUGGAAACUCGUUAGAUUGGUUGACAGAGCAUGGUGGACCCCGCGCAGAUUACGUAAAGUAAUGAGGUCACAAGGCAUCAUAGGCCCCCCUUACAGCUUCCCUCAUGGCAACACAAAACAAAUCUCCAACAUGAGGAGCCAAAGCAUGGGAAAGCCCAUGUUUGAUAUAUCUCAUCACAUUUUUGCAAGAAUCCAGCCUCAUGUCCACACUUGGAAAGAGAUUUAUGGUAAUACAUUUCUAACCUGGCAUGGUACAAAGCCUUACUUAUUCAUUACUGAACCUGAGCUAAUCAAAGAAGUACUGGCCAACAAAGAAGGUGCAUAUCCCAAAAUGGACCUCGACGACUUUGCAAAGAAGCUCCUAGGAGAGGCACUUAUAACAAACGAGGGUGAAAAAUGGGCCAAAGUUAGGAAACUCGCCAACCACACCUUCCAUGCUGAGAGCUUGAAAAGAAUGGUACCAGAAAUGAUUGCUAGCGUUGAAGUGAUGUUGGAGAGGUGGAAAGAAUUGGAAGGAAAAGAGUUGGACGUGUUCAAAGAUUUUGGGGUGUUAACAACUGAAGUGAUAUCCAGAACAGCAUUUGGUAGCAGCUUCUUGGAAGGGAAACAUAUCUUCAAGAUGGUAUCCAAUUUAACCGCAAUAACUGUCAAAAAUGUGUACAACGUUAAGUUUCCUGGAAUCAGCAUGUUAACGAGAAGUAGCGAUGAAAUUGAAGCAGAGAAGCUAGAAAGAGGAAUCAAGGGUGCCAUCCUAGAGCUAGUGAGGAAGAGGGAGAAAGAGAGCAAUGGAGUUGUUGAAAAUUAUGGUAACGAUUACCUAGGACAGCUUAUGAAGAUUACUACUGGUGGCUCCGACAUAAGCAAGAACAUCAGCCUGGAUCAAAUGAUCGACGAAAUUAAGGCUUUGUAUGGUGCUGGACAUCUCACAACCACUUCUUUGCUUGGAUGGUGCAUUUUCCUGCUGGCACUCCACACUGAAUGGCAAGAAAAAGCUCGAAGGGAGAUUUUAGAGCUGUUUGGGCAUGAGAAUCCAACGUCUGAUGGUAUUGCAAGAUUAAGAACGAUGAACAUGAUACUAAAUGAAUGCAUGAGACUAUAUCCUCCGGUGAUCACAGUGACAAGAAAAGUUGAAAGGGAAGUGAAACUAGGCAAUCUAACCAUACCAGCUGAUAUCACCAUUUUCAUGCCCAUAUUAGCACUGCACCAUGACCCCCAAAUAUGGGGACAAGAUGUUCAUGUCUUCAACCCACACAGAUUCGCACAAGGCGUAGCUAAAGCCACCAACAACAAUGCCGCCGCCUUCUUCCCAUUUGGGAUGGGGCCUAGAACCUGCGUUGGCCUAAACUUCACCACUAAUGAAGCCAAGAUCGCCCUCUCCAUGAUCCUGCAACGUUACAAGUUCACUUUGUCGCCAAAUUACGUGCAUUACCCUGCUGAUAUCUUCAUCCUCACCCCCAAAAAUGGAGUUCAGGUUAUCCUGCAGAAUGUUUGAUUGUUAAGUUGCCCGUACGGACUUAGCUUACUGGUUAGGAAUUAUUUGAAAAAAGAAAUAAAGGUUCAAAGCUUGGCAGCAGCACUAGUGUAGAGAUUAUGCCCAAAGUGAGUAGAUCCUUGUGUGCACUAGUAUUUGACCAUGUGUGCUGAACUAUUGAGUUAUCGUAAUUUAUAUCCUCUCACAUGUUCUGUCGGGUCAGUGUAGGGAUUCAACCUAGCUUUUGGGAGAAGAAUAUUUGAUUGUUGUGUGUAGUUGGAAAGAUUAGAAUGUAUGUGCAUAAAUAAAGUCAUAAACUUUCAAUAAAUAAGUCUGCAUUUAGAAAAUCUAGAACUAUGCGUAUUGCGACUACUAACAAAGCAAAAUUAUUUGUGAAAUUAUUUUAAGUUAAUCGGCCAGGUGAGUUAUGCU